Chlamydomonas reinhardtii is the source of this 2654-nucleotide messenger RNA. RefSeq lists its product as uncharacterized. The coding region runs from base 46 to 2151 and encodes 701 amino acids. The record is from RefSeq and is a predicted model, not a curated record. The transcript is spliced from 9 exons. NCBI's taxonomy places the organism in Eukaryota, Viridiplantae, Chlorophyta, Chlorophyceae, Chlamydomonadales, Chlamydomonadaceae.
CUGAGAGCAAACACAAUAUCUUUAAGUACCGAGUCACUUGUAACAAUGGGAAGCAAGAAGGAAAAGAGAGAGAAAGACAAGAAAGGCAAGAAGGACAAGAAGGAAAAGAAGGACAAGCAUAAGAAGGAAAGGCAUCGCAGGCGCUCCAGUUCGAGCAGCUCAGAUAGCGAUGAUGAUGUUGAGGGGGCGGAGCAGCAGCUACGGCGUGAGCGAGCUGCAGUCGUCAAGCUGCGCGACGUCCUCUCCGAGUACCCGGCGGUCCGCAAGGAGCUGCGGGAGAUGCUGUGGCGAGUCGACCAGGGCGAGGCCGCCAACAUAUCUGGGGUGCCGGACCCGGUGCUGAAGGGCCACCUGGCGCAGCUGCUUGAGCUGCUGCGGCUGCGCAGGAAUGACAAGGGCAUCUUCGGCCUCAUCAACCGCAAUGAGCGGAUCCUGCCUGUGGUGGGAUUUGUGUUCGACGAGCCGCCGCGCCCGCGGCCCGCGCCUGCACCUGCGCCGCCGCCGGCCCCUGCGCCUGCGCCUGAGGCAGGACGGGACGCACGGCCUGCGGGUGACCAGGGGAAGCAGCAGCCAGUGCCGCCAAAAGAGGAGGAGCGUGAGCAGCGGCCGAGGCCAGUGGUGGGGCCAUCCUUAGGGCCAGCAGGUCCCCUGAAGCGGGAGCCGGCCGCAGAUGACGACGAGGAUGGGAAGGUGGAGGCAGUGGGGCCGGAUGACGAGGACGACGAUGAGGAGCGCGGCCAGGCAGGUCCCAGCGUGCGCGUGGCGGGUCCUGCCAUGCCGCCGCCGGGGAGAAUGAAGUCUGAGGAUGGGCCGGAUGAGGCGGCAGCACCAGAAGCAGCCCCCAGCCCAGCAGUAAAAGAAGAAGAGCCCGCCGCUGACGCAAGUGGGGAGCCGCCAGGCCCGGCGCCGGGGCCGGCCAAGCGGCGUGUGGCUGGCCCGGCCAUGCCGCCGCGGGAGCUGCUGGAGGCGGCGGCGGCAGCUGCGGAGGCGCUGGCGGCUGGGGGCGUGGAGGGGGACGAGGAGGAGGACUAUGGGGACCUGGUGGGGCCGCCGCCGCCGGAGAUGGUGGAGGAGCUGGACGCGGCGCCGCAGGACGACCGCAAGGCGGAGGUGGUGCGCAUCAUCAAGGUGCUGCGGGAGCACGCCGCCUCUGUCAAGGCGCCGCCCGGCGGCAGCAGCCUGCUGGCAGCAGCGGCGGACCCGACCCACAUCGACGCCUACGCCGUGCUGGGUGUGGCCGCCACCGCCGCGCCGGGCGAGGUGAAGAAGCGCUACAUGCGGCUGUCGCUGCUUAUCCACCCCGACAAGUGCGGACACGCCAUGGCGCAUGAGGCCUUCCAAGCGGUGGCCACGGCGGCCAAGGUGCUACAAGACUCGGGGCUGCGCUCCGCGUUGGACGAGCGGCGUGCGGACCUGGAGCUUCGCAAGAAGGCGGAGGCGGCGGCGGCGGCGCAAGAGCGCGAGCGGCAGUGGCGGGUGGCGCGCGGCGAGGAGGUGCUAGUGGCAGGCCCCAGCGGGCCCAUGGGUCCUGAGCGCGAGACGUGGAUGACGGAGCUGCCUCCCGAGCUGUCGGCGCGCAUUGGCGGCGGCCAGGUCAGCCAGACCAGCGUGCGAGCCUUCAACCAGCGCGGCAAGACCGGGCGUGGCGACACCAGCGGCUGGACCGACACGCCCGAGCAGCGCAAAGCCAAGGAGGCGCAGGCGUUACUGGCGGCGGCAAGCGACGCCUAUGUCCGCGCCCUCCCUGCUGCGGGCGCUGAUGGGGGAGCAAUCACCGGGCCCAGUGCUGGGCCGGUUGCCGGGCGGUCCGCUGCAGCGGCUGCGGCCGUGGAUGCUUUCAAUGCCGCGGGCAACCGGCAGAAGAGCCUGAUGGAGGUGCACCAGGAGAUGCAGGAGAAAGCCAAGGCGGAAGCCAAGGCGGCGCGAAAGGCAGCCAAGGCCGCAAAGAAGCAGAAGCUGGCGGACGGCAAAGCAGCGGGCAAGGGCGGCGAGGGCGAUGAUGAGGAGGGCGACUGGCCGUGGCGGCCGUUCGACCGGGACCGGGAUUUGGACCUCAAGCCGCGCGCCAAGUCGGGCAACGAAAUUCUCAAAAGCGCAACUGCCUUGGGAAACAAGUUCAGCGGCGGCAACGUGCAACGGCACUUCUUGUAGUUGGGGAGGUUUGCGCAGGAGUCUAGAGAUGGAGUGCGGUCGGCGUUGGCACUGGCGUUGGCGGGCAGAAACAAUCUUGGCGGCGGGGAGCUGUGACGAGGAGCGAGCUCGGCCGAAUUAGUGCCGAGACAGCGCAGCGUGCUGCGCUGGUCAACGCGACGGCGCACGCGUGACGGGGCUCGACACGCGCACCAAGAGGCUCUAAAAGCAGGGUGUCGUCGAAGCGAUCCUGCCGGGCCUGACCGUUUACGUUCCAGCUUCCUAUUUCGAGUCCGAGCGAGACACCUACCGCGGCCCAGCUUCGUGUACAAGAGGCGCGGGGUGCGGCCACCAAGGCUUCAGAUUCAUGUGACGGGAAGGUAUGAUUGGUUGAAUAUUUCAUGUUGUUGAAAGUGGCCAUUGCUUUACUGGCGCGGCCGAGGUGUAAGGACAGCCUGGGGGCUUCCACAAUGACACGGCGUGUUUUGCCCAUCGGCAGACGAGCACAGUAAGCUAAAUAGCGA